CUUUGAAUAUUGUUAGACAGCCAGACUCAUGGUUGCUUGGUAACCUGAUGUUGUUAGGAUGGGAUCUCAAACUGUUUGAAGGGGCUUUGGGUGCAGCCAUGGAAGCUAUGCGUGGAGCUCUUGAGAAUGGCUCCCAGUGAGGUCAGAGGAUGUUCUCUGUGAGAGGCUUAAGAGGGCAAAAAUGUGUGUAGUUUGAUGGGCCGUUGUGGAUGGAGUUUGGGGCAGUGGGGCAGCGUUCUGGGUGCACUGUGCCGGGUGGCUUUUGAGAUGCUGAGGACUCGGGUUUUAGAAACCAAGACUGGGUGCAUGGAGUUGGUGUCGAUGGAGGAUCAGGACGCCAGGGUUCCAGCCCUGGAACCAUUCAGGGUGGAGCAGGCACCACCUAUAAUCUACUAUGUCCCUGACUUCAUCUCCAAGGAAGAGGAAGAGUAUUUGCUUCGACAGGUCUUCAAUGCCCCAAAGCCAAAGUGGACCCAGCUCUCUGGGAGGAAGUUACAGAACUGGGGUGGGCUCCCCCAUCCCCGAGGGAUGGUUCCUGAGCGGCUUCCUCUGUGGCUCCAGCGCUACGUGGACAAAGUAUCUGACCUCAGCCUUUUUGGGGGUCUCCCAGCCAACCACGUCCUUGUGAACCAGUAUCUGCCGGGGGAGGGCAUCAUGCCCCACGAGGACGGGCCACUCUACUACCCGACCGUCAGCACCAUCAGCCUGGGCUCCCACACCAUGCUGGACCUCUACGAGCCGCGGCAGCCAAAGGAUGAUGACCCUGCAGAGCAGCCCCGGUCCCCGCCCCGGCCAGCUACCUCGCUGCUGCUGGAACCACGCAGCCUGCUGGUGCUCCGAGGCACCGCCUACACGCGCCUCCUCCACGGCAUCGCGGCUGCCCGCGUGGAUGCGCUGGACGCCACCUCCCUGCCGCCCAACGCCGCCGCCUGCCCGUCGGCGCAGCCCGGAGCCAGCCUGGUGCGCGGCACGCGCGUCUCGCUGACCAUCCGCCGCGUGCCCCGCGUGCUGCGCACCGGCCUCCUGCUCGGCAAGUGAAGCCAGGCGCCCGGCCCGCUCGCAUUCCCCGGCUCUGCGCCUCUUCCCUCCUGGCAGCUGCGACCCUGUGACCUUGGAACCCUGGGGCCGAGGCGGGAGACACCCCUUCCCCCGCCGCGGGUUAUUUAUUUUCCCUGUAACUUCGUGGAAACUACAGGAAGAGGUUGCAUUUCAAAUAAACC
Molecule: messenger RNA, 1220 nt
Organism: Neomonachus schauinslandi (Hawaiian monk seal)
Lineage: Eukaryota; Metazoa; Chordata; Mammalia; Carnivora; Phocidae
Gene: ALKBH6
Product: alkB homolog 6
Exons: 7
Coding region: 196-1038 (280 amino acids)
Source: RefSeq, a predicted model, not a curated record